AAUAUGCGGGACCCGAUGACUCGGCAAAGUGCGGAGUUCAAUCUACACAGAGUUUCAUAGGUCGAGUCAUUCUUCAAACGGCGCCAUAGAUCUGUGAAGUGGAGAGGGUAUAAACUUUUAUUAAAUUAGGCUGAGAACACAGAGAAACAAUUCGGCGGGAUAUUUUAGGGAUGUAUUUAAUAUGAUGUUAUAAAGAAAGAAUUAAAAUUCAUCCAACUUAUCUGGCGUUAUCACAAUGCAGCUGCUUUUAUUCGCCGCGGCGUUUCUCUUUACGCACGACCUCACCGGAGCUGUGCGCUCUGACAAGUGCGCCUCCCGGUGCGAUGUGAGCUCGUGUCCGAGCCCCAGGUGCCCUGGCGGGUACGUCCCGGACAGAUGUAACUGCUGCCUGGUGUGUUCACCGCAGGAGGGAGACCCCUGUGGCCGUAAAAACGACCUGCCCUGCGGGGAUGGCCUGGAGUGCAAGCUGCUCGCCGUGGGAAGGCGGCGAGGCUCCAAGGGGGUCUGCCGGUGUAAGAUGGAGCAUCAAGUGUGUGGAAGCGACGGGAAAAUGUACGAGAACGUGUGUAAGAUGACAGCAGCCAGCCGCAAAGCUCAACAGAAGGGGAGACCAGGAGUUAGCCAAGCGCACAAAGGACCCUGUUCACCUUCAGACGCAGGUCUUUCCCUGGUCCGUCCCGGCAGCCCUCGCUAUAAGUUCAACUUCAUUGCUGACGUGGUGGAGAAAAUAGCACCUGCUGUUGUCCACAUUGAACUAUUCGUAAGACAUCAUCUGUUUGGUCACGUUCGUCUCUCCAGUGGCUCUGGUUUUAUUGUGACCCACUCAGGUAUGAUUGUGACCAAUGCUCACGUGGUAACCACAAGUUACAUGGCAGCAGGGAGGCCCCAGCUGCGCGUGCAGCUCCACGACGGCGACGCGUACGAGGCCGUGAUCAGAGAUGUAGACAGGAAGGCAGACAUCGCCACAAUCAAGGUCAAUCCUCAGCAGAAGAAGCUUCCUGUGCUGUCUCUGGGCCGUUCUGCUGAUCUAAGACCAGGGGAGUUUGUGGUUGCUAUUGGCAGUCCUUUCGCCCUGCAGAACACUGUCACCACCGGCAUCGUCAGCACUGCUCAGAGAGACGGAAAGGAGUUGGGCAUCAAGGACUCAGACAUGGACUACAUCCAGACUGAUGCUAUUAUUAACUAUGGAAAUUCUGGAGGACCUCUUGUUAACUUGGAUGGCGACGUGAUAGGCAUCAACACUCUGAAAGUGACAGCAGGCAUCUCCUUCGCCAUACCCUCAGACAGAAUCAGCCGCUUCCUCACAGAGUCACAGGCCAAACACAGCAAAGGUCAGGGCUCAGAGCAUGAGCAGCACAUAGAAAAGGCAAGACUGCAAAAAAAACUUACAGAGGAACCACAGUCUGAUGCAGAGUUGUCUGAAGGAAAGAGACGUUUUUUAGGCAUCAGGAUGAUCACUGUCACCAAAACACUCGUAGCAGACUUGAAACGUCAGAAUCCAGAAUUUCCUGACGUCAGCAGUGGAGUUUUGGUGCAACAGGUCAUACAAGACAGUGCAGCACAAAAUGGAGGGAUUAAGGAAGGUGACGUUAUAGUUAAAUUAAACGGACAGCCAGUCCAGACCACUGCGGACAUCCACAAGGUGCUACGACGUGAUCAGCCUCUCCUGCUUGAGAUUCGUCGAGGCAAUGAUGAUUUACUGUUCAACAUAAACCCUCAAGUCAUUGCACACUGAAGAAAGGGCAGUUUAUUUGAAGUGCGAACAAAUGGGGCAUUAAACUGUUAUGAUCAAGCCAUAUACGGCAAUAUAAACUGAUCUGAAGUGUUUGAAGUUCCCAGUCUGAUGAUGUAUAUUUUGUUUGAUGGAUUUUGAUAAGCUGAACUUUAGGGAUGUGUUUUAUUAUACAGUCCGUUUUGAUAAACAUAAUAGUUUAGUGCAAUACUCCAGAUAUAUUGCACUAUAUAUCAUAUGAAGCUCAAAGAAUUUCAGAAUAAAAGCGUCCA
Messenger RNA from Larimichthys crocea (large yellow croaker), 2004 nucleotides. It is a transcript of the gene htra3a, whose product is annotated as HtrA serine peptidase 3a. Lineage: Eukaryota; Metazoa; Chordata; Actinopteri; Sciaenidae. The record is from RefSeq and is a predicted model, not a curated record. Gene Ontology annotation, biological process: proteolysis. Gene Ontology annotation, molecular function: serine-type endopeptidase activity; protein binding. Bases 236 to 1735 code for a protein of 499 amino acids. The transcript is spliced from 10 exons. Gene Ontology annotation, cellular component: extracellular region.